AUGGCUUUGAAUUCACGUUGUAACGUGUUUUUCUUCUCUGUUUUGUUUUGUCUACUUGCCAUAGCCUCUGCUCAGCUAUCCUCAGAUUUCUAUGCAACAUCAUGCCCCACUGCUCUCUCCACCAUAAAGUCUGCAGUGAAAAGUGCUGUUUCUAAAGAGCGUCGCAUGGGAGCGUCCUUGCUCCGUCUUCAUUUCCACGACUGCUUUGUUAAUGGAUGUGAUGCAUCAGUUCUUCUAGAUGACACUUCGAGCUUCACAGGAGAAAAAUCAGCUGCUGCAAAUGUGAAUUCUUUGAGAGGUUUUGAUGUAAUCGACGACAUCAAAAGUCAGUUGGAGACUGCUUGUCCAGGAACUGUUUCCUGUGCAGAUAUUCUUGCAGUUGCUGCUCGUGAUUCUGUCGUAGCAUUGGGUGGUUCAUCAUGGACUGUUGGCUUAGGCAGAAGAGACUCAACCACUGCAAGUAAAGAUGCUGCCACCAACGAUAUUCCAUCCCCUCAAUUAGAUCUUAGUGAUCUAAUUUCAGCUUUUUCAAAUAAGGGAUUUACCACCAAAGAGAUGGUAGUCCUCUCAGGAGCUCAUACAACUGGUCAAGCCAAAUGCCAGUUCUUCCGGGGUAGGAUUUAUAAUGAGACCAACAUUGAUUCAGAUUUUGCAACAUCAGCACAGUCAAAUUGUCCAAGCACUGAUGGUGACAGCAACCUGUCCCCACUUGAUGUGACCACCAAUGUGUUAUUUGACAAUGCUUAUUUCAAGAAUCUAGUGAACAAGAAAGGGCUUCUGCAUUCUGAUCAGCAACUCUUCAGUGGUGGUUCUACUGAUUCACAGGUCACUGCCUACAGCACAAGCUCUUCAACUUUCUGUACAGACUUUGCCAAUGCCAUGGUAAAAAUGGGAAACCUCAGUCCUUUAACAGGGAGCAGUGGCCAAAUUCGUACAAAUUGCCGCAAAGUUAACUAA
Molecule: messenger RNA, 957 nt
Organism: Sphenostylis stenocarpa
Lineage: Eukaryota; Viridiplantae; Streptophyta; Magnoliopsida; Fabales; Fabaceae
Source: the annotation of a GenBank genome assembly